AUGAGUUCGGACGCGGAGAUGUCUGUGUUCGGCGAGGCCGCACCUUUCCUGCGCAAGCCGGAGCGGGAGAGAAUUGAGGCGCAGAACAAGAAGUUUGACGCCAAGACGGCCGUUUAUGUCACCGAUGCCAAAGAGCUGUAUGUCAAAGGCACACUCCAGAGCAAAGAGGGCGGCAAAGCCACCGUGAACACUGAGGCGGGCGAGACUGUUACAGUAAAAGAGGACGAAGUCUUCCCCAUGAACCCACCGAAAUAUGAUAAAAUUGAGGACAUGGCCAUGAUGACCCACCUCAAUGAGGCUUCUGUGCUGUACAAUCUCAAAGAGCGUUACGCAGCUUGGAUGAUCUAUACCUACUCAGGACUCUUCUGCGUGACUGUGAACCCCUACAAGUGGCUUCCAGUGUACGCCCAGUCAGUUGUGGUCGCCUACAGGGGCAAGAAGCGUCAGGAGGCUCCCCCUCACAUCUUUUCCAUCUCAGACAACGCCUAUCAGUUCAUGCUGACAGAUAGGGAGAACCAGUCAAUUCUGAUCACAGGAGAAUCCGGUGCAGGCAAGACUGUGAAUACUAAGCGUGUCAUCCAGUACUUUGCAACAAUUGCAGUGUCUGGCGGUGACAAAAAGAAAGAGUCUUCAGUUUCUGGCAAAAUACAGGGAACGCUGGAAGAUCAAAUCAUCUCAGCCAAUCCUCUCCUGGAGGCUUUUGGGAAUGCCAAGACAGUCAGGAAUGACAACUCCUCCCGUUUCGGCAAAUUUAUAAGAAUUCAUUUUAAAACUUCAGGAAAACUGUCUUCCGCUGAUAUUGAAACUUAUCUGCUGGAGAAGUCCAGGGUCACAUUCCAGCUUUCCGCAGAGAGAAGCUAUCACAUUUUCUACCAGAUCAUGUCAAACAGAAAGCCUGAACUCAUAGAAACUCUUCUCAUCACCACCAACCCUUAUGAUUUCCCAUUUGUCAGCCAAGGGGAGCUCAGUGUCGCCAGCAUCAAUGACAGCGAUGAACUGAUGGCCACUGAUAGUGCUGUGGACAUUCUAGGCUUCAGCGGCGAAGAGAAAAUAAGCAUUUACAAGCUGACUGGAGCAGUGAUGCACCAUGGGAACAUGAAGUUCAAGCAGAGGCAGCGAGAGGAGCAGGCUGAGCCUGACGGCACUGAGGUUGCUGACAAAGCGGCGUACCUCAUGGGCCUCAACUCGGCUGAUUUACUCAAAGCCCUGUGCUGCCCACGAGUUAAGGUCGGAAAUGAGUAUGUGACCAAAGGUCAAACUGUCCACCAGGUGUACAAUUCCAUUGGAGCACUGGCCAAGUCAGUUUACGAGAAAAUGUUCCUGUGGAUGGUGAUACGCAUAAAUCAAAUGCUGGAUACCAAGCAGCCCAGGCAGUUCUACAUUGGCGUCCUGGACAUAGCCGGGUUUGAAAUCUUUGAUUAUAACAGUCUGGAGCAGCUGUGCAUUAACUUCACCAACGAGAAACUGCAACAGUUUUUCAACCACCACAUGUUUGUGCUUGAACAAGAGGAAUACAAGAAGGAGGGGAUUGAGUGGGAUUUUAUUGACUUUGGGAUGGACUUGGCUGCCUGUAUCGAGCUUAUUGAGAAGCCAAUGGGGAUCUUCUCCAUCCUUGAAGAGGAAUGCAUGUUUCCAAAGGCAUCAGAUACCACCUUCAAGAACAAACUCUACGACCAGCAUCUGGGCAAAUCAAACAAUUUUCUAAAGCCAAAGGUGGUGAAAGGCAAGGCGGAGGCCCACUUCUCCCUCGUGCACUACGCUGGCACCGUGGACUACAACAUCACUGGCUGGCUGGACAAGAACAAAGAUCCUCUUAAUGAGACGGUUGUGCAACUUUAUCAGAAGUCCUCCAUGAAACUGCUGGCUUUCCUUUACUCCAGUUAUGCCGCCACUGAGGAAAAUGCUGCUGCUGGCGGGGCUGCUGGGGGGAAGAAGGCCUCCAAGAAAAAGGGUUCUUCCUUCCAGACAGUCUCAGCUGUCUUCAGGGAAAAUCUUGGAAAGCUGAUGGCUAACUUGAAGUGUACCCAUCCACAUUUUGUGAGGUGUCUUAUUCCUAAUGAAACAAAGACACCAGGUGUGAUGGACAAUCAUCUGGUUAUCCACCAGUUAAGGUGUAAUGGUGUUCUAGAGGGCAUCAGAAUCUGCAGGAAGGGCUUUCCAAGCAGAAUCUCAUAUGGGGAUUUCAAGCAGAGAUACAAAAUAUUGAAUUCCAGCGUUAUCCCAGAGGGUCAGUUCAUGGACAACAAGAAAGCCUCAGAGAAGCUCUUGGGGUCGAUUGAUGUGGACCACAAUCAGUACAAAUUGGGACAUACAAAGGUGUUCUUCAAGGCCGGUCUGCUCGGGACCCUGGAGGAGAUGCGGGACGACAGACUGGCCGCCCUCAUCACCACCACUCAGGCUCUGUGCCGAGGCUUCCUCAUGAGGGCCGAGUAUUGCAAGAUGACUGAGAGAAGAGAAGCCAUCUACACCAUCCAAUACAACAUCCGCUCGUUCAUGAACGUGAAACACUGGCCAUGGAUGAAGCUCUACUUUAAGAUCAAGCCCCUGCUGAAGAGUGCAGAGACGGAAAAGGAAAUGGCCACAAUGAAGGUGGAGUUCACCAAGUGCAAGGAUGACCUGACCAAAGCAGAGACCAAGAGAAAAGAGCUGGAAGCUAAACUAGUGACCCUACUCCAGGAGAAGAACGACUUACAGCUACAAGUUCACAGCGAGACUGAGGGCCUUGCAGAUUCUGAGGAGAGGUGUGAGGGCUUGAUCAAGAGUAAAAUACAACUUGAGUCCAAGAUGAAAGAGCUGAGCGAGAGAGUUGACGAAGAGGAGGAGGUGAAUGCUGAGCUGGCAUCCAAGAAGAGAAAGCUGGAGGAUGAGUGCUCCGAGCUAAAGAAAGACCUAGACGACAUGGAGCUGACACUAGCUAAAAUGGAGAAGGAAAAGCAUGCAACAGAAAACAAGGUGAAAAAUCUCACAGAGGAGCUGGCUGGUAUGGAUGAGAGUGUUGCCAAACUUUCGAAGGAGAAGAAAGCACUCCAAGAGGCACACCAGCAAGCACUUGAUGAUCUCCAAGCAGAGGAAGACAAAGCCAACACUCUGUCGAAGGCCAAAGUUAAACUUGAACAACAAGUUGACGAUUUGGAAGGUUCUUUGGAGCAAGAGAAAAAAAUUCGCAUGGAUCUUGAAAGAGCCAAAAGGAAGCUGGAGGGGGAUCUGAAGCUGACUCAUGAGUCCAUAAUGGAUCUGGAGAAUGACAAGCAGCAGUUAGAUGAAAAACUUAAAAAAAAAGAUUUUGAAGUGAGUCAGCUCCUGAGUAAGAUUGAAGAUGAGCAAAGUUUGGGAAACCAGCUGCAGAAGAAGAUCAAAGAACUCCAGGCUCGAAUCGAGGAACUAGAGGAGGAGAUCGAAUCCGAGCGCGCCACCAAAGCCAAAGUGGAGAAACAAAGAUCUGACCUGUCCAGGGAACUCGAGGAGAUCAGCGAGAGGCUCGAGGAGGCCGGCGGCGCCACCGCGGCCCAGAUCGAGAUGAACAAGAAGCGUGAGGCUGAGUUGCACAAGCUGCGACGUGCCCUGGAGGAGUCCACCCUGCAGAACGAGGCCACCGCAGCCAGUCUGCGCAAGAAGCACCAGGACACGGUCGCCGAACUGGCCGAGCAAAUCGACAACCUCCAACGCGUCAAACAAAAACUGGAGAAGGAGAAAAGUGAAUACAAAAUGGAGAUUGAUGACUUGGUUAACAAUAUGGAAUCUGUGGCCAAAUCAAAGGGCAACUUUGAGAAGUUAUGCCGCAACUUAGAAGACCAGCUCAGCGAAUACAAAGCAAAACAUGACGAAAACACCCGUCAGAUCAAUGACAUCAAUGCCCAAAGGUCAAGACUUCAAACUGAAAACGGUGAGUUUUCCCGUCAGCUUGAGGAGAAAGAAGCAACGGUCUCUCAGAUGUCUCGAUAUAAGCAAACCUUCAGUCAGCAGAUUGAAGAUCUGAAGAGGCAGGUUGAAGAGGAAACAAAGGCCAAAUGUGCCCUUGCCCAUGCUGUUCAGUCUGCCCGCCAUGACUGUGAGCUGCUCAGAGAGCAGUAUGAGGAGGAGCAGGAGGCCAAGGGCGAGCUGAAGAAGGGCAUGUCCAGGGUUAACGGAGAGGUGGCGCAGUGGAGAACCAAAUACGAGACUGAUGCCAUUCAGCGCACUGACGAGCUAGAGGAGGCCAAAAAAAAGCUUGCUCAGCGCCUGCAGGAGGCUGAGGAAUCCAUCGAGGCUGUGAACGCUAAGUGCUCCUCGUUAGAGAAGACCAAGCAGAGACUGCAGGGGGAAGUGGAAGACCUCAUGGCAGAUGUGGAGAGGGCAAAUGCCCAAGCAGCUGUCCUUGAUAAAAAGCAAAGGAAUUUUGAUAAGAUUGUUGCGGAGUGGAAGCAGAAGUAUGGGGAGAGCCAGGCGGAGCUGGAGGGGACCCAGAAAGAGAGCCGUUUCCUCAGCACAGAGCUCUUCAAGAUGAAGAACUCCUACGAGGAGGCUCUGGACCAUCUGGAGACCCUGAAAAGGGAAAACAAGAACCUCCAGCAGGAAAUUUCUGAUCUCACGGACCAUCUAGGAGAAAAUGGGAAAACCAUUCAUGAGCUUGAGAAGUCCAAGAAGCAAACUGACUCGCAGAAGUCUGAUAUCCAAACUGCCUUAGAGGAGGCUGAGGCAUCACUGGAGCAUGAAGAAUCCAAGAUCCUUCGCAUCCAGUUAGAGCUCACCCAGGUGAAAUCUGAGGUGGAGAGGAAGGUCUCGGAGAAAGAUGAGGAAAUCGAGCAGAUCAAGCGAAACAACCAAAGGGUCAUAGAGACCAUGCAGUCCACCUUGGACGCAGAGAUUCGAAGCAGGAAUGACGCCCUGCGCAUCAAGAAGAAGAUGGAGGGAGACCUAAAUGAGAUGGAGAUUCAGCUGAGCCAUGCCAACCGGCAGGCUGCGGAAUGUCAGAAGCAGCUGAGAAAUGUCCAAGUUCAAGUCAAGGAUAUGACCAUUCACCUUGAUGAAGCCAUCAGGUCUCAAGAUGACCUGAAGGAGCAGGUGGUCAUGGUGGAGCGCAGGAACACCCUCAUGCAGGCCGAGAUCGAGGAGCUGAGGGCAGCCCUGGAGCAGACGGAGAGAAGCCGUAAAAUUGCAGAGCAGGAGCUGGUGGAUGCCAUCGAGCGAGUGGGACUUCUGUACACUCAGAACGUUAGUCUGGUCAACACUAAAAAGAAGCUGGAAACGGACGUGAAUCACCUGCAGGGUGAGGUGGAGGAUGCUGUCCAAGAGGCCAGGAAUGCUGAGGAGAAGGCCAAAAGGGCCAUCACUGAUGCGGCCAUGAUGGCCGAGGAGCUCAAGAAAGAACAGGACACCAGUGGCCACUUGGAGCGCAUGAAGAAGAACCUUGAAAUCUCAGUCAAAGACCUGCAGCUGCGUCUGGAUGAGGCAGAGAACAUGGCUUUGAAAGGGGGGAAGAAACAGCUUCAGAAAUUGGAGGCCAGGGUCCGUGAAUUGGAAAACGAGCUUGAUGCUGAACAAAAACGUGGGGCGGAAGCCAUCAAAAGUAUUCGCAAAUACGAGAGGAGAGUGAAGGAGCUCACCUAUCAGACUGAGGAGGACAAGAAGAACGUCCAGCGCCUUCAAGAUCUGGUGGACAAGCUUCAGCUGAAAGUGAAAGGUUACAAACGACAGGCAGAGGAAGCUGAAGAACAGGCUAACACUCACCUGUCCAAGGUCAGGAAGCUGCAACAUGAGCUGGAGGAAGCUGAGGAGAGGGCUGACAUCUCUGAGUCUCAAGUCAACAAACUAAGAGUCAAAAGCCGUGAUGUCAGCAAGCCUGAACCUUAAUGGAGGAUUCUGAGGUGGAUUUGAACCUCCCUCUUCUGCAUGAAGUAGAGCUACUUAAUGGGAGUUUGAUCAAGUUCAAUCAACAUCUAUAGAUCACUGAAUCUGAAUGGUAGGAAACAGUUAGCUUU
This is a messenger RNA of Clupea harengus (Atlantic herring), 5957 nucleotides long. Its product is annotated as myosin heavy chain, fast skeletal muscle-like. The coding region runs from base 1 to 5829 and encodes 1942 amino acids. Gene Ontology annotation, biological process: muscle contraction. The transcript has 39 exons. Lineage: Eukaryota; Metazoa; Chordata; Actinopteri; Clupeiformes; Clupeidae. The record is from RefSeq and is a predicted model, not a curated record. Gene Ontology annotation, molecular function: microfilament motor activity; actin filament binding; ATP binding. Gene Ontology annotation, cellular component: myosin II complex; cytoplasm; myosin filament.